AUAAGUGAAGAGAGUUCCAGCUUAGACAUUGACAGCUGUUGUACUCCAUCUUUACUGAGAAGUCUUCCUGUGGAGAAUGGAAGUGGUUUUCCUUGAUACAAAACAUACAAUGUUAUUAUAACUGCUUUUGAAAAUUUGCCAGCUUGUCUUAGAUUAAACAGAAUAUUUCUGGAAACUUUAUCAGCAAGAAGGCUGUGAGAGAAAGAAAGUGUGGAAGGGGACAGAAAACAGAUCAAGACUGAAGCACAUGCAGAAAAUUGACUGAAGCUCCAAAAAGUCUACAGCAUUCAAACAAGUUCUUAUUUUAUAAUAAAAUCUAAAACAGAAUAUCACAGGCCUCAGUGGAAAAAAGUGCAACAAUGUCAAAUAAAAGUCAAUGCACAAGAAACAUCGCUUAGAGUAACAUCAGACCUCACCAUGGAUAAUACAAGUAUAGGACCAAUAUUCAUGCUGUUGACAUCUUCAGGCUGGAAGGGCCAGGCAUUUAAUGAAUCUAGUGAAAAUAAGCUACCAUCUACGCUAUUCUUUUUUUGUUGGAUUACCAUUGCUACUGUAGGUCUACUGGGCAAUGGAAUCAUCAUCUGGUUCCUCUCACUUAAGAUACAAAGAACUCAUUUUGCUGUCCUCAUUCUCAACCUGUCUGUAGCAGAUUUUCUGUAUCUCAUUUGUAACACUAUUGCAGCAUUUAUCAGGAUCUCAGGUUCUCCAAUAGAAGAUACUACCAUUUAUAAUACAGUGAAAACUAUAAGCCAGUAUAUACCCUACAAUGUAGGCCUGCUUUUAAUGACUGCAAUUAGUAUUGAGCGAUGUACUUGUCUAAUUCGCCCUGUGUGGUACAGAUUUCAUCGCUCAAAUAACUUUUCUGCAAUUGUUGCAGCACUUAUCUGGGUGUUUUGCAUUUUCAUAGUAGUGAUUCCAAACAUCAUUGAUUUAAUUAAUUGCCCAUACAGCGUGAUGCAAGACGAUCCAUAUAAAACGAGCCAGAAAUCAUUCAGUGCACUGCUUCUUUAUUUCUUAAUCCUGUAUUUUGCAUUACUUUUCCCUAUCACUCUUAUCUGCACUCUUAUAGUGGUGUGUAAAAUGCAAAAAGACAAAUCUGCAAGGCGUGCAAAAGUAAACGCAGUAAUGGUGGCAUCGAUUAUUGCCUUUGUUAUAUUUUCUGGGCCGUUCAGUUUGGUAAUAUUCAUAAUUAGGCAAAAGUCUAAGUCAUCAUAUACAUUAAGACUUGUGUAUGCUGGAUUUCGGAUUCUCCAUAUCAUAGGGUGUAGCAUCAACCCUUUCAUUUACAUAUUCUUGGGAAGGGACAUGAAGAAAUUCAAGCUGACAAUUCUUCAAAAUCUUCGACGUGUUUUUACUACUGAAACAUCUCAUGCAGAAAAGGAUGAAUCUGUGACAAGCAAGACAGAAAAUAUACAGAUUUGAAACUCAAAGAAGCUUGGUAUAUUCAAAAAAAAAGUCUAGAGUGUUUUCCUGCUUUAGCUUCUGAUAAAAAUUUGGAUUUUGAAAGUUGACUUCAAAGCAGAUUUAUAGCACAUGAAGUACUCUUAAGUGUUAAUGGAUAUGUAAAAUAUUCUUACCUACAAUGCAAAGAUAUCUUUUUGACUUGUAUAUAUAACAAACUCGUCUAUCCUUGCAAAGGUUUUACUUUCAUGACAUUUUUUACAGUACAAUUAGCCAAAGAUUUUUUUUCUGAGUUGUUAAUAAAAAAAUAAUUUAACAGUAGA
Molecule: messenger RNA, 1724 nt
Organism: Protopterus annectens (West African lungfish)
Lineage: Eukaryota; Metazoa; Chordata; Ceratodontiformes; Protopteridae
Product: proto-oncogene Mas-like
Exons: 3
Coding region: 418-1422 (334 amino acids)
Biological process (GO): G protein-coupled receptor signaling pathway
Cellular component (GO): membrane
Molecular function (GO): G protein-coupled receptor activity
Source: RefSeq, a predicted model, not a curated record